Caenorhabditis briggsae is the source of this 573-nucleotide messenger RNA. The transcript is spliced from 4 exons. Gene Ontology annotation, molecular function: DNA binding. Lineage: Eukaryota; Metazoa; Nematoda; Chromadorea; Rhabditida; Rhabditidae. Bases 1 to 573 code for a protein of 190 amino acids. The record is from RefSeq and is a predicted model, not a curated record.
AUGGAAAUUCCACAGAAAAGAGAGAAGAUGCAGGAACCAGAUAUUUCGAACUUUAAAAAGUCAGGAAAACCAUCCAAAAAAGCGGCUACAAAUCCAGAAAUGCAAAGCUACAGUAAUCUGGAAGCUUUGGAGAAUCCGAUCAAUAGUGCUCUGAUAGAAAUGCUCGAAAAUCCCGGGAAAAAGAGAUUUGAAGAUCACAAUUAUGCAGCUGAAAAUAAAGAAAAUGUGAACAAUCAGCGGAAAUCGAAAGGAAACAAAAAUUCGAGAAAAAGGAAAAGUUUGGAAAAGAAUACGGUAGAGGAGAAUAAGGAUUCUUACCAAAACCAUCCAACCACAUUUCCGACUGCCUCUGACCAAUCUUCAACAUCUGAAACCAAAAAAGUUGCCUAUACGAAAUUUCAACUGGCCACAAUGAGAGAAAUGUUUGAAAAACACGAAUAUCCAGAGCUGAAAACCUUGGAAGUGAUGGCUGAAAAUCUGAAAUUGGAUGUUUUGGCGGUUCAGAACUAUUUCAAUCGUCGACGUCAGCUGAAAAGUAUUCUAGAGCAAAUUGGAAAAGAGAAAAGUGGAUGA